Messenger RNA from Emiliania huxleyi CCMP1516, 582 nucleotides. RefSeq lists its product as hypothetical. Bases 1 to 582 code for a protein of 193 amino acids. Lineage: Eukaryota; Haptophyta; Isochrysidales; Noelaerhabdaceae. The transcript is spliced from 4 exons. Gene Ontology annotation, molecular function: Hsp90 protein binding. The record is from RefSeq and is a predicted model, not a curated record.
AUGGAGAAGUUCGAGCGCGCGCUGCGCGACGCGAACGAGUGCGUGCGGCUGCAGCCGACCUGGGCCAAGGGCUACUCGCGGCAGGCGGCGGCGUUCCUGAGCAUGGGCGACCUGCAGGCGGCGCGGGACGCGUGCAUGCGAGGCCUGUGCCCCUCUUUCCCGCGCGGAGAGUGGUCUCUCGGCCUCGACCUCGAGCCGGAGAACUCGCAGGACUCGAGCUUGUUCGACAAGCAGGCGCCCGUGAGCGACCUGUCAUACGCCGACAGCACGACGGGACGGCCGUGGGCCGAGUGCGGCCAGUACACAAGCCAAUGGUGGGGCGUCGACCUCGGGAGCGAGGUGUAUGUGCGUUACGUGCGGCUGCAGAACCGCAACGACUGCUGCGCGGAGCGGCUGACGGACGUCGACAUCUAUCUCGGCUCGACGGCGGAGACGUACACGGGCAACGCGCUGGUGAAGUCAGACGUGAGCGUGUUGUCGAACGUGAUGUUGGAGGUGGAGAUCAACGCGUUGGGGCGCUACAUCUACCUCAACCGGCCGUCUGCGGCGGGGCUGACGGUGUGCAAGUUCUACGUAGGGUAA